GAAUACAUUAGAUUACACCAACAAAACUACAAAACACACACAAAAAAGCUCUUUUGGUUUCCAAAAGGUUUCAACUUUUACAGUUAAGUGUAAAUAGAAAAUUCCCAAUGAGCAGAUAAGCAGUUCUGAUUUUGAAGCUUAAACUCCUCCCAGUCAUUAUUCUUCACUCAGCAUAUCUUGCCCUCUAUUUUAAAUCACCAAUGACACAUGCGCCAGGUCAAAAAUAGUCAGCCCUUCAGAACUAGAAACUACCAGUAUGGCACAUGUGUCUGUCUGUUAAAAAGACCAUGUGUUCUACAAGGACUAUUCCCUGAGAUGAGCCAACGUUGAGGAUAAUGCAAACAUUCUGGUUUCUAAUUCAUGAGUGAGUGACUGCUUUCUUCCUUUGAAUUUUUUUUUAAAGGCUACUAAAACAAUCAAGCUUGACUAAUUUCAAAGUCACUGCUCUUUCUUUAUUCACUUUAUGAAAUCGUGAAAAAUGGCAACAGUUUUGGGUCAGUUUAUGGAGUUUCACUCAGUUCAUGGUACAAAUGUGAGGCUGGACCCCUCAAAAACGCAGGCCACCCGAGUAGAAAGUUUUGCAAAUGGUGUCUGCUUCAGUAAAGAUCCUUUAAGCCCUGGAGAAAUCUUCCUAGUGGAGAUUGAAGAGAAAGAACUGGGCUGGUGUGGUCAUUUAAGGAUUGGACUUACUGCCCAUGAUCCUCGGACACUGGAAUCUGUGCCAGAAUACUCUCUGCCCGAUCUUGUGGAAAUGGGGGACAGCUGGGUGUUUGCAAUAACAAGAAACCACAAUAAAGUCAUUGAGGAUGGAGAAAGAGAGGUGGCAGAUGGAGAACAGCCAAAUGUGGAUGUUGAGGCUGGAAACAAACCUAAAAUAUUUUUCACAGACACUCAUCUGUAUAUAGAAAAUUUCUGCAUACCAAGAGACAAGCUGGUGGGACGCAGUCGACCCGGGAGGUACAGUCACAUCCUGGAUGAUCUGUAUAAAACCAACGCUCUACCCCCCACUGCUCGCCGCAGUCGUAUAGGGGUUGUCUAUGUACCUAAGGGAGAAGGCUAUGCCGACAUGCACAUUAUCAUCAAUGGAGAAGACAUGGGAGCCUCAGCCAAGAGGAUCCCCACCAAUAAGCCCUUGUAUGCCGUUGUGGAUGUAUUUGCAGCUACUAAAUGUGUCCAGAUUGUCCAGGUGGAAUAUGGCUUUGCUUCAUUGCAGACACUCUGCCGAAAGACAAUUCAGAAACACAUCAUUCAUAGAAUGGCUUUGGACUGGUUGGAACUUCCAGAGUUACUUAAGCACUAUUGCAAAUAUGAGUGAGCAAAACCUGUUACAAAUCUGGGCAGAUGCCUGCAAAGCAUGGCUGGGUCGAAGGGGUGGCUAGGGGAGGCAUUGCCCCCCUAGAUUGUCCUUGCAACGCCCCCUGGACGAACACUGAAACACGAUCAAGGGUGACCAAUCCAAGCAAAAUUAUCAAGGAGGAGCACCCACCCCCCACUUCCAUCCAACAAAGAUAUAAACAGUUGCCAACCCUAAAGAUCAAAAUGUCCCCCAAAGAUCACAUCCUAGUACCGCUCCUGCUACAAAGACUGAGAAUCAUUGGAAUUUUUGUUUUGUUUUUUAAAAAGAAAACCUCCAAAAACCUGAAAGUCUCUUACCGACAAGACAUUCUUCAUCUGAUCAAUUUAAUAAAUAUUUUCUUCAAGCUCAA
Molecule: messenger RNA, 1706 nt
Organism: Myxocyprinus asiaticus (Chinese sucker)
Lineage: Eukaryota; Metazoa; Chordata; Actinopteri; Cypriniformes; Catostomidae
Product: neuralized-like protein 2
Exons: 2
Coding region: 479-1315 (278 amino acids)
Biological process (GO): intracellular signal transduction
Molecular function (GO): ubiquitin protein ligase activity
Source: RefSeq, a predicted model, not a curated record